Myotis brandtii (Brandt's bat) is the source of this 1475-nucleotide messenger RNA. RefSeq names its product GTPase IMAP family member 7-like. NCBI's taxonomy places the organism in Eukaryota, Metazoa, Chordata, Mammalia, Chiroptera, Vespertilionidae. Gene Ontology annotation, molecular function: GTP binding. The transcript has 2 exons. The record is from RefSeq and is a predicted model, not a curated record. The coding region runs from base 113 to 1000 and encodes 295 amino acids.
GUUAAAACAAAAGCACCAGCUCGAAGAGUGUCUUUGGAGUCAAUUUGAGAACUCAUCAACUGGUUGAAAAGAAGGUCUUGUUGGUACCUGCAUCUCAGAGCUUCUUGAGAAGAUGGCUGGCCUUCAGGACAACACUCUGAGGAUUGUUCUGGUGGGGAAAACCGGAAAUGGAAAAAGUGCAACAGGAAACUCCAUCCUUGGGGAUAAUGCAUUUGAGUCUAAAAUUGCUGCCCAUGCUGUUACCAAGUCCUGUAAGAAAGAAGAGCGACACUGGAAGGGGAGAAACCUUCUUGUUGUGGACACCCCAGGGCUCUUUGACACCAAGGAGACACUGAUGACCACCUGUAAGGAAAUCAGCAGGUGUGUCCUCCUCUCCUACCCGGGGCCGCACGCCAUCAUCCUGGUUCUACAGCUGGGCCGCUACACGGAGGAGGAGCAGAAAACGGUUACAUUGAUCAAGGCCAUCUUUGGGGAAAAGGCCAUGGAGAACAUGAUCAUCUUGUUCACUCGCAAAGAUGGUUUGGGUGAUCAGACACUGCAUGACUUUUUAAAGGGGGCAGAAAACCUGCAAAGUAUCAUCCAGGAGUGUGGGAACCGGUGCUGUGCCUUCAAUAACCAAGAAAGGAUAGAGGAAACUGCGAAGGAAGCUCAACGGCAGGAGCUGGUGGAGCUGAUAGAGAAAAUGGUGCAGAAGAAUGGAGGGGCUUACUUUUCUGCUCCCAUCUACAAGGAUAUAGGGAAAAAGCUGCAACAUCAGAAAGAGGCCUUGAAGAUAAUCUAUGAAGAUCAAUUAAAGAAGAAAACUAAAUUAGUUGAAGAUCUAUAUGCUCAGGGGAAAAUAUCAAAGCAAGAAAUUGAGAAGGAAAAAAUAAUCUAUUUUGAGAUCUAUAAAGAAAAUAUCAAAAAUAUUGAGGAAGAAGCUAAAAGAAAUAUAUUUGAAGAUAUCGUCAAAAGAGUUUGGAGUGUACUUUUAGGAAUAUGGAAUAAGUUUUGGAAAUAAUGUAAAUUUUAUUUUUGUUUCUUAAUUUACUAUGAUUUGUUAAUGUGGUUAAUUAUAUUUUCCAAAGAUGACUACAACAAUAUAUUCUAUCCCACCCAUUUCUUCUUAUAAUCAGUUUGUUUUUCCUUCAGUUGAAUUAUAGGGUUUGUCCCCUACCUUGAAAUUCAAUGGGCUUUGUGACUGCUUUGACGACUACUGUGUGAUUGUGACUUCAAUAGGGAAAAUGCCUCUUUACUCCCAAGGGUUUGUGAGCUUGGCACUUGGCCACCAUGUGGUGAGGAAGCAGAGGUUGCCCAUAAAGAGGCCACAUGAAGAGAAUUUAAAGUCACUGGCCCACCCCCCUGGCUGGUCUUUCAUCUCCAGCAGAACCAACUUGCCAGCCCUGCAUGUGAGGCAACAUGGAAGCAGAUUCUCCAGCUGACAACUGAGCCAUCUCAGAUGCAGCAAAGAGCAAAGAUGGGCCACCCCCACUGCA